AUGUCCCUACUAGGGCUACUGGCCCGGAUGUUCCAUUUGCUUGGGGAUACUGCUUCAAAGAAGAACAAGGCAACCCACCAGAUUAUUGUGUUGCAAAUCAACAAUGGCCAUGCCAACUACAACUAUGGUCCAGCAGGAAGACCCAUUGGAUUGAAUCUGCUAAACAGCCCCGAAACCGUUGCAAACUAUCCAGUAGUUUCUUUCAAGACAGCGUUGUGGUUUUGGAUGACACCCCAAUCGCCAAAACCUUCAUGCCACGACGUCAUCACCGGAACAUGGAGGCCAUCGGCAGCAGAUACAGCAGCCUAUUAAUUAAUUUCAACUCGAGUAUAUUGGGCCUAUUAAUUAAUUCAGCCUAUAAAAUUAAAAAGCCCAAAAAUUCAAUUAUUUGAAAAAAAAAGUUAAUAGUAAAACUAACGCUACUAAAAAUCAAGCCUUAAACAACCCCCCAAAAAAAAAUCAAAUUAAAAUUUACCAUUAUACACUCUCUCUGUCUCUCCAUCAAGUUCAAAAGAUUAAAUAUAUCAAUCGUUUGAAUAUAAAAACUUAAUAUUUUUAUAUUAUAAAAAAAUAAAUAAAUAAAUUAACAACUCAUAUUAAAAAAAAGUCUAAUUUAUUAAUUCUGCUUUAGGCCCUAAAAUAUUUGGGACCGCCUUGGUUUUGGGACCCCUAAAAAUGAUCAUCUAUUUUUAUAAAAUUAUAGGGUUAUAUAUAUUCCUUCAUUCUUGAAAUAUAAAAAAAAUGAUAAAGAGAAUAGAAAGUCCAGAUAUAUAUAUAUAUAUAUAUAUA
This is a messenger RNA of Ilex paraguariensis (yerba mate), 789 nucleotides long. NCBI's taxonomy places the organism in Eukaryota, Viridiplantae, Streptophyta, Magnoliopsida, Aquifoliales, Aquifoliaceae. The record is from the annotation of a GenBank genome assembly.